This is a messenger RNA of Mytilus californianus (California mussel), 1375 nucleotides long. RefSeq lists its product as uncharacterized. The transcript is spliced from 2 exons. The record is from RefSeq and is a predicted model, not a curated record. NCBI's taxonomy places the organism in Eukaryota, Metazoa, Mollusca, Bivalvia, Mytilida, Mytilidae. The coding region runs from base 133 to 1305 and encodes 390 amino acids.
UCUGUUUUUAUAACAGUUUCAACUUCUAACUCAGUAAUUUCAGGUUUCUCUCUGUCCUGAUCUAUUUCAGUUAUCUCUGGUGUUUCUUUUUCUGAGAUAACUUCAGAAACUUCUGUUGUCUCAGCCUCUAAGAUGACUUCUGUCUCCUCAGGUUUUUCAAUCCUAGUUUCAAUAGUAAAUUCUGAAACGUUUGGUUUCUCUUUUUCUAUAGUGAUCGUGGUUAUGUCUGGUUUUUCUUCAGUUACAAUUUCAGUAACUACAGUUUCUUCUGAUUUGAAAGUAACUUCAGCUUCCUCAGGUUUUUCUACCUCAGUUUCAAUGGUGAUUUCUGAAGCUCCUGGUUUCUCCUUUUCGACAGUGAUCUCAGUGAUUUCUGGUUUUUCUUCAGUCACAAUUUCAGUAACUACAGUUUCUUCUGACUCAACAGUAACUUCAUCUUCCUCAGGUUUUUCUACCUCAGUUUCAAUGGUGAUUUCUGAAGCUCCUGGUUUAUCCUUUUCUACUAAGAUCUUGGAGAUUUCUGGUUUUUCUUCAGUCACAAUUUCAGUAACUACAGUUUCUUCUGACUUGAAAGUAACUUCAUCUUCCUCAGGUUUUUCUACCUUAGUUUCAAUAGUGAUUUCUGAAAGUCCUGGUUUAUCCUUUUCUACUACGAUCUUAGAGAUUUCUGGUUUUUCUUCAGUCACAAUUUCUGUUACUUCAGUUUCUUCUGACUCAACAGUAACUUCAUCUUCCUCAGGUUUUUCUACCUUAGUUUCAAUAGUAAUUUCUGAAAGUCCUGAUUUAUCCUUUUCUACUAAGAUCUUGGAGAUUUCUGGUUUUUCUUCAGUCACAAUUUCAGUAACUACAGUUUCUUCUGACUUGAAAGUAACUUCAUCUUCCUCAGGUUUUUCUACCUUAGUUUCAAUAGUGAUUUCUGAAAGUCCUGGUUUAUCCUUUUUUACUAGGAUCUUGGAGAUUUCUGGUUUUUCUUCAGUCACAAUUUCUGUUACUUCAGUUUCUUCUGACUCAACAGUAACUUCAUCUUCCUCAGGUUUUUCUACCUUAGUUUCAAUGGUUAUUUCUGAAACUCCUGGUUUCUCCUUUUCUACAGAGAUCUCAGUGAUUUCUGGUUUUUCUUCAGUCACAAUUUCUGUUACUUCAGUUUCUUCUGACUUGAAAAUAACUUCAUCUUCCUCAGGUUUUUCUACCUUAGUUUCAAUGAUGAUUUCUGAAACUCCUGGUUUCUCCUUUUCUACAGUGAUCUUAGAGAUUUCUGGUUUUUCUUCAGUCACAAUUUCUGUUACUUCAGUUUCUUCUGACUGAACAGUAACUUCAUCUUCCUCAGGUUUUUCUACCUUUGUUUCAAUAGUAAUUUCUGAAACUCCUGGUUUCU